Molecule: messenger RNA, 8246 nt
Organism: Pseudopipra pipra
Lineage: Eukaryota; Metazoa; Chordata; Aves; Passeriformes; Pipridae
Gene: PHKA2
Product: phosphorylase kinase regulatory subunit alpha 2
Exons: 32
Coding region: 105-3770 (1221 amino acids)
Biological process (GO): glycogen metabolic process
Cellular component (GO): phosphorylase kinase complex
Molecular function (GO): calmodulin binding
Source: RefSeq, a predicted model, not a curated record
GAGGCCGCCGCCGCCAUCUCCGGCUGUCCCCGCCCCGAUCGCGGCCGGGAGGGGAGCGGGCGGGCCGGGCAGCCGGGCCAGGCAGCCGGGCUGGCCGUGGGACGAUGAGGAGCCGGAGCAACUCGGGGGUGCGCCUGGACGGCUACGCCCGCCUGGUCCAGCGGACCAUCCUCUGCCACCAGAAUCCAGUUACAGGGCUGCUUUCAGCUGGUGCAGACCACAAAGAUGCCUGGGUUCGGGACAACGUCUACAGCAUCCUGGCCGUGUGGGGGCUGGGAAUGGCUUAUCGGAAGAAUGCGGACCGGGACGAGGAUAAGGCCAAAGCCUACGAGCUCGAGCAGAAUGUUGUGAAGCUGAUGCGGGGACUCUUGCAGUGCAUGAUGAGACAGGUAGAUAAGGUAGAGAGGUUCAAACGCACACAGAGUACCAAAGACUGCCUCCAUGCCAAGUAUAACUCUGCAACUUGUGCCACAGUGGUUGGGGACGACCAGUGGGGGCAUCUGCAAGUGGAUGCAACUUCCCUUUACCUGCUCUUCUUGGCACAGAUGACUGCAUCAGGCUUACGUAUCAUCUUCACCCUCGACGAAGUUACCUUUAUUCAGAAUCUUGUCUUCUACAUAGAAGCUGCCUACAAAGUUGCUGAUUAUGGAAUUUGGGAACGUGGUGAUAAGACAAACCAGGGCAUCCCUGAACUGAACGCAAGCUCCGUAGGGAUGGCCAAAGCUGCUUUGGAAGCAAUUGAUGAACUAGAUCUUUUUGGAGCUCAUGGAGGACACAAAUCAGUGAUUCAUGUUCUUCCUGAUGAAGUAGAACACUGUCAGUCUAUUCUAUACUCCAUGUUGCCAAGGGCAUCCACGUCAAAGGAGAUAGAUGCUGGCCUUCUCUCUAUUAUUUCUUACCCAGCUUUUGCAGUGGAGGAUCUAAACCUUGUUAAUGUAACCAAGAGUGAAAUCAUAUCCAAAUUGCAGGGCCGCUAUGGCUGCUGUCGCUUUCUCCGAGAUGGUUACAAGACACCUAGAGAGGAUCCAAGUAGGCUACACUAUGAUCCUGCUGAGCUCAAGCUCUUUGAGAAUAUUGAAUGUGAGUGGCCAGUAUUCUGGACAUACUUCCUAAUUGAUGGAAUAUUUAAUGAGGACAAAAUUCAGGUACAAGAGUACAGAGAGGCUCUGGAAGGAAUACUUAUUAGAGAGAAGAAUGGAUUAGUGCUAAUGCCUGAACUGUAUGCAGUCCCUCCAGACAAGGUGGAUGAGGAGUAUGAAAAUCCUCACUCAGUGGAUCGUGUCCCAGUGGGAAAGUUGCCACAUCUUUGGGGCCAAUCAUUGUAUGUCCUGAGCUGCCUGUUAGCAGAGGGAUUUCUUGCUGCAGGUGAAAUUGAUCCCUUAAACAGGAGAUUUUCCACUGGAUUUAAACCUGAUGUUGUGGUACAAGUAACUGUUUUAGCAGAAUCUAAUCAUAUUAAGAACCUCUUGCAAGACCGUGGAAUCAAUGUCCAGAGCAUUGCUGAUAUCCAUCCUCUCAGAGUGCAGCCAGCUCGCAUCCUGAGUAACCUCUACACCAUGCUGGGCCGGAAUAAGAAGAUGAAAUUAAGUGGACGGCCACACCGACACAUUGGAGUGUUAGGCACCUCCAAGCUGUAUGUGAUAAGAAAUCAAAUAUUUGCUUUUACCCCACAGUUUGCUGACCAGCAUCACUUCUAUCUGGCUCUAGACAAUCAGAUGAUUGUGGAGAUGCUCAAGACAGAGCUGGCUUACCUCACUUCUUGUUGGAGGAUGACAGGGAGACCAACCCUGACGUUUCCCAUCACUCACACAAUGCUUGUUGAUGAUGGUACUGACAUUCAUCCAGCAGUUCUUGCCACAAUAAGAAAAUUAGAGGAUGGUUAUUUUGGAGGUGCAAGGGUGAAGAUAGGCAAACUAUCAGAAUUUCUCACCACAUCUUUUCAUACAUAUCUGAGCUUCCUGGAUCCAGACUGUGAUGUAAAAUUGUUUGAUGACCGUAAUGAAGACUGUAAUAGUCCUGACAGUGAAUAUGGGGACUAUCCAGCAGAUUUCUGUGAAAAAGAUAGCCAGGAUGAGCUGGAUCAGUAUAUAAAUGAUGUCCUGCAGAGUACGGCACUGAAGUCAUACCUGCCUCCAACUUCAAAGACAGCCAAUCAACCACCAGUGUUCAGUGCAAACCAUUCCACCGAAGAGAUACUGUCAAUAAUGGCCAAGACAAAGGGCUUGGAGGUUCCAGCUGUGCCAAUGUCUCUUCCCACUAAAGUUCUGAACACACACCGAAAAUCUCUGAAUCUUGUUGAUAAUCCCCAUUUCUUUCAGACAAAGGACCGUGAAAAUGUCUUGCACUUACCUAAAGAUGCUCAUGGUGAUUUGGAUUGCAGGAAGCUUGUUGAUCAGCUGAAGGAAUGUCCAACACUCCAUGACCAAGCAGACAUCUUAUAUAUCUUGCAUAUACUAAAAGGUGCUGACUGGGACACAGAGCUGGAUGGACAGUAUGGUGUCACUGUUCAUUGCCUACUCAACGAGCUCUACAGAAAGGCAGGCCUCAAUCAAGAAUGGGGCUUAAUCCGCUAUAUUUCUGGUAUACUCAAAAAGAGAGUGGAAGUCCUGGCUGAGGCAUGCACAGACCUUCUGUCGCACCACAAGCAACUGACAGUGGGCCUGCCACCAGAACCCCGAGAGAAAAUCAUUACCACCCCACUGCCACCUGAGGAGCUCACAGAUCUCAUUUAUGAAGCCAGUGGCCAAGACAUCAGUAUUGCAGUCCUGACACAGGAAAUAAUUAUGUACUUGGCAAUGUACGUCCGGUCCCAGCCUAGUCUUUUUGUGGAGAUGCUCAGGCUCCGCAUUGGUCUGAUAAUCCAGGUGAUGGCCACUGAGCUGGCUCGGAGUCUGAAAUGCUCAGGUGAAGAAGCUUCAGAGAGUUUGAUGAAUCUAAGCCCCUUUGAUAUGAAAAGUCUCCUACAUCAUAUUCUCAGUGGGAAAGAGUUUGGAGUGGAAAGAAGCUUGCGACCUGUAGAUUCCUCUUCAUCUAGCCCUGCGAUUUCUAUUCGUGAAAUGGGGCAUUCUGGAGCAACCAAAACAGAAAGAAGUGGUAUUACUAAAUUGAAGAGUGAGAUGAAGCAGUUCUUUCAUGAGGGGCACUCCGUGUCCAGCAGCAUGUUCACUUCCACGAGGAGCAGCACUCCAUCAUCUCCCACCAGUACUUCUCCUACUGGCUCCAGUGCAGACAUGAGCUGGGGUGACCGAAAGGGGCAGUGGCUGCGCAGAAGGAGGCUUGAUGGUGCUAUUAACAGAGUUCCUGUUGGCUUUUAUGAGAAAGUGUGGAAAAUCCUUCAGAAGUGCCAUGGUCUGUCCAUUGAUGGGUAUGUCCUUCCUUCUUCAACCACCAGAGAGAUGACCCCGUGCGAAAUCAAGUUUGCUGUGCACGUGGAGUCGGUGCUGAACCACGUCCCCCAGCCUGAGUACAGGCAGCUCCUGGUGGAAGCUAUUCUGGUCCUCACGUUCCUCUCUGACAUCGAGGUGAACAGCAUCGGGGGCAUCAUCCACGUGGACCGAAUCGUGCACAUGGCCAAUGACCUGUUUCUGCAGGAGCUGAAAUCAUUUGGAGCUACUGGCAGUAUCUUGGAGAAGGACAUAGCCACAGGAAUUUGCCACUUUUUUUAUGAUAGUGCUCCAAGCGGGGCCUAUGGCACCAUGACAUACCUAACAAAAGCCAUAAUUAUUUAUUUACAUGAUUUCCUGCCUAGCACAGGCUGUGCCAUGCAGUAAGUGCGGGAGGGAAGGCUCAGAAGCUCUUUCUCCCCAUUUCCCUGUUGUGAACCUCGUGGUUACUUGCUACCUGUGUGUGUGCCGUGCACUACCUCAGCAUUGGACACUGGUGCAUGCUCUGUGCUUGCCCUACCUAUGGAGGACAGGGAGCUGGAAUUUGGCCCAGUUUUAGGAGAGUGUGAAAGAAAUAACAAAUAAUGAGGCUUAUUCUGCCCAAAGUGCAUAAAUGUAAUUCAUAGUAAAUUAGAAAGAAUUAUACAGUUCUGCCAAGGGGAAAACAAAUUAUUCUGUGGAGAUCAAAAGGCAUAAUAAAACAAGGGAGCUGUAUCUCGGGCAUAGAGUCUCCCAAAUAAGGGAAGUGAUGGAAUUCAUUAAUUUUUCUCCUGCUGUGUGUAAAUGUACAUCAUUGUGAAUCACUAAUGGACAAUGUGAAACAUCCAGGGAAAUGUAAAUUAGAGGCAUAGGAAUAACUUGAAAUAACCCAGUGAUAUUUCUCAUACACGUUUAUCCUGGAUCUCUUCUCAAUUGCAAUAUCCACUAAUUUGAGAGGAUAGCCUCUGUCAGGAAACUGCAUCUGUCUUUAAUCUGAACAAGACAGCUUCCUUCCCUGCCUCCCUGAGGCUUUGGAGGCAAAAUCUGAAGAUUCCAGCUUCUCCAAGGUGACAGACACUUUUAUGCCUGUAAUCCUUUCCUCUGAAUGGAGCAAGAUAAACCACUUCCACUCAAGCACCCUUUCCAAGUCUCCCAAUUGUUUCCCUUGCAAACAGCCUCAGAGUUAAGAAUGGCAUAAUUGUGGCCCUUCCAGCACAGUGUGAGUUUAUGGAAGGCUUUGAUGUUUCUCUUUUUUUUCCUUUCCCAUUUUUUUUUUUAAUUUUUCUUUUUAGUUUGAAGCUGCACUGGUCACAUAUAGUAAGAGUUUGGGCUGCCUGGAAGUCUCCCUUCAGACAGUUCCCACGUUAGUGCUGGCACCUUGAAUCCGUCCACUGGAAACUCUGAGCUGCUGCAGGGAGAACAGGUGUGUCCUGCAGGGCAAUGGUCCCAUGGCCACUGAAACUGAAAACAGCAGUAGGCAGCCUCUGGAGAGGAAAACCCUGCUGUACCCCAGGCAGGAUUUUCCUUGUGCUGACACUGUUGGCUUUGUCAAUAGCCACGUGCCAGCAUCUGGCUGACAGCUUAGGAAUAUGGCAGUAGCUUUAGCCUCUCCAUGGCCACAGGCUCCCCCAGCAGUGUGGAGGUGUGCCAGCACUGCUGCCACGUGAGCAGGAGGGAUCAGAGCAAUUCUGUCUUGCCUGAUAGAGGGGAAAAGAGCAGACAGGCCUGUAAAAUUUUCUGAGCUAAUAAGCCUGAUUAAGUAUAUUUCUGUGAGCCUCCCCUCCACUCUUUGAAAAAUACCGUUUGUAUAGGAUUUGAAAACUUUUUUUUUUGGUAACAGUGGUAGUGGUGCUUUUGAGAGUGAGCUUUUUGUUUCCAGUUUUAUACAGGUAUCUGAAAGACCUUGACAAAAUGACAACACCCUGUCUCACUUGCCAGUUGUCAGCACUCAUGGUCCCAAGGAGGCUGAGCCCCUGAUGGCCGUGCCACCCUGCCUGCUGUCCCUCUACACACUCGGUGCUGCUGUAGCAAUGUCUGGGCACUGCCUCAAGACAGCGAAGGCAUGGGAGGCCUUAGGAGGUGAUUUAUUGUUUUUGCAGAGACCAGAGGAGUUUGGCAGUCCAGAGGCCCAGGAACCCUUGGAUUGGGUGCUCCAGAGACACCCUGUGUUAACCACCAUGAGAACUAUGGGCCUGUGGAGUGGCCAGCAUAAAGUGACAGUUCAGGUGCAAUUACCACUUGGAUGUGGAAGUCAUUUUAUUGGCAUGGUGCCUGUUUUGUAGGGGUUUGCCUUCAUUAUGGUUUGGUUUGGAUUUUUUUCCUUUUCAUAUGUAUUGUGAGAGCUUACUUGGCUUGUUUCCCAGUAAAUGAAAGUAAAAUCCUUUGUCUAGUUUAAGCAGAUGUGACAGCGCAGAGCGUGAGCACACAAGAGCUGGUGUGAUGGUUUCUUGUUCUACCCAGUAUCACAUGAAAAUUUACUACUAGCUGUUAUUUUUGCUUUUGUUUUUGAAUCCUAGAUUGUGAGAGAUGCAAGAUGAUUUUCAUUCAGACUCUUAAUUUUAUUUUAUUUUUUAACCUACAGCGUGAUCUUGUUUUCAGAAACAAGAAGGGUGAUGUAGUUGGUUUUACAUUAAGCUGCCUUGAAGUCUAAAACAAUGAAACGUAUGGCCUAACAUACCUGGUCACCUCUUAACACUUCUUUUUUUAAUGGCAGUGUCAUUGGUGUCUUUAGCAUGAAAUUCACAGUAUGAACCAGGUUAUGGUAUAUUUAUGAUUAUCAUGAGUUACCACAUGAAAUGCAGGCACUUGGAAAGUAUUUAUGUGGUAAUUUGAAGAGUUUAGGUAGCUGAUGGUGAAAGCUGGGACUCUGAAACACACAGCUAAGGGAAGGGAAACUCGUGUUAUUUCCAGAUCAGGCACAGCUUCAGCGUGCAGCUCAUUCCACUUGGAGAGCUGCAUUGUAGUGCAAACCUAAUUAAGCAAAUAAGGUUUUACACAGACCCCCUGCUUUGCUGAGGAUUCCUGGUGUGUGUUAGGCUGCUGCAAAGCAGAGCUGGCACUGGCAGUGAUGAGGGUGUGCUCACAGAUAAAAUACAUGACGACUUUGCAAUUUGUGUAGGGCUGAGCUAAUUGGCAGAGGCUCAACUUGGCCGUGUGGCUUCCCUGGGGAGCCAGCAAAGGGUGACACUGCCAGCUUGCAGUCCCUGGAAACGCAUUUAUGGAAAGAAAGCAAAGGUGAACAGACACAUCCUGUGCCUCAGAAACAAGGGCAUUAGUGAAUUAAAAUAGACCACCUGAGAGCUGCUUGUCCCAGCCUGACAGGCACUGCUGCCCUAAGAACUUUGCAGCUGUGGGGUCAGAAGCACCUAUGCAGUGCUGGAGGCAGCCAGAUGUGCCUGGAGAGAGGAAUGGGGCUGGGUGGGCCCAUUGGCCAGAACGAUGAUGAGUGUCCAGCUCAGAGCUCAUACCACAUGCUGGCUCCAAACCAGCUCCUCCAGGCCAGUGCCCUCCCUGCUCCCUGAUCAUGGCUGUUUCCUUCUCCCUGCUGCCGAGUGAAGGACACGGGUUUGCCUAACUAGACAGAUCAAAAGCACCUUUGAUCUCCCUCAGCUGCUGGUCCCACAGGUAAAUGUGAAAACUUAAUGGGUGGAGUACAAAGUUUGCCUGGCUUCUCUCCUGCUAAUUGUAGUUUCCUUCCUUAGGGAAAGAGCCCUGCUUGUUUCUGGAAGGUGCAGGUGAGCUGCACAGUCCCUAGCUGCCCUAUAAAGGUGUGGCCACUUUCUGUGGUGAGUGGUGAAACACCUGGGCUGCCCCCUGCGGGCACGGGGCACUGCAGGACUGUGUCACCCCUCCAGCAGCAGCCAGGGGCUUGAGUGAAGCCAGAGCCUGGGUCAGUCCAGGUGCAACCUUGGGCACUUUGUUAUUGUCCACAGUUAGGAGCAGAGUUGCCCAUUAAGCAGGAGAGAGAUGCCACCAGUAGUGGCAUCUGUAGCUGUAGGGUGAGAGUUUGGGCACUCAUCUGCAGAUUGAUUCAGUCCCUGCUCAAAGAACCAGUCACAUCUGCAAUAUUAAGUGGCCACUGCAUAGAAUUGUGAUUAAAAGGGAUUGGGAGUGGGGUUAUAGAAGAGCUUCAGCUCAAAUGGUUUUGAUUUAAGUACAAGCAGCAGGGCUUUUUCCCACUCCCAGUUUCAGUCUCGAGUGGAAUUUAUUCCUGGCGUUAGAUGUUUCACAGUUACUCCUCUGCCACCCCCCCUUCUUCUGUCAGGGGUAAGGGGGCUCUUGUGUGCUGCCAGCAGCUGACAGGACAGGGGCUUUCUUUUUUGGCUCAGUAAUUCAGCUCCUCUCAUACUUCAGUGCUGCAUCCCCAAAAGCCUCUUACUGCCUGCCAAGUGCAGCACUGCACUGUGUCUGUACCAUGGCAUCCCCUCUCAUGAAGUGAUCCCUCAAGGCAAGUCCCCUUCAACUUUAUGUCAUCUUCAGGAAUGUGUCAUUAGAGGGGGACAUCUAAACUGACGCUGUCAGUCAUGUUUCAGAGCUCCUGUGCCUUGCUGCACACCCUGGCUUUGUCCUCCUUACUGGGAUGGGUGGCAAAGGAGGACUCCAGAGCUGCACCAUCCCAUUCCACCUUGUCACUUUGCACCUACAGCAUGGAAACCAACAGUGGGAAGCAAGAGCCCACAACACACUGUGGUGUUUGUCCAUCUUAAGUGGAGCCUUUUUGUCACUCCACUGGAAUAAGGUGGGACUGAUCAUCACAGUGCAUAGACCAGCAUAACUGCAUGCCAGAAACAGACAUUAAGUAUUACCAAUGCCAUUAACAUUUUAUUGUAAAUUUUGUUGGCACUAUUAAAGAUUUUUCUUUUCCCCUCCCCCAAGGCAAUAGAA